Molecule: messenger RNA, 1560 nt
Organism: Elephantulus edwardii (Cape elephant shrew)
Lineage: Eukaryota; Metazoa; Chordata; Mammalia; Macroscelidea; Macroscelididae
Gene: HS3ST4
Product: heparan sulfate (glucosamine) 3-O-sulfotransferase 4
Exons: 4
Coding region: 1-1560 (519 amino acids)
Molecular function (GO): [heparan sulfate]-glucosamine 3-sulfotransferase activity
Source: RefSeq, a predicted model, not a curated record
AUGGGCGUCCCAGGCCCUCCUGGGGAGGGGAAGCACCUGAGGCUGGGCGCGAGCGAGGCGCACCCCCUCCCUGAGCGACGGCGGGCGCGCGCGCGGCCCCUUCUCCUCCCCUCGGCGCGCCUCCUCUCUCCAGGCAGAAAGUUAGCAGCGGGGAAGGAACUCCGGGCCGGAGCCACGCGCGGCGGCGGCGGCGGCAGAGGCUGGACCCCGAGCGGCGGCGGCCCGGGAGCGGGGGCUCUGCGGACGGAGCAGCCGCCGCCGCCUGGCGCCUCUGCUAAGGGGCCGCCGGCGCGCAAGCUGCUCUUUAUGUGCACCUUGUCCCUGUCGGUCACCUACCUGUGCUACAGCCUCCUGGGCGGCUCGGGCUCCCUGCAGUUCCCGCUGGCGCUGCAGGAGCCGCCGGGCGCCAACGCCGCGCCCCAGCCCAGCCCGCUGCCGCCUUCCCUGCCGCCUCCCCCCGUGCGCCCCGGCGCCCCCUCGCCGCCUCCGGACAACGCCAGCCUCGGGGAGCCACCCGCGCCCCCGGAGCAGCCCACCGUGCCCGGGGCCGACGGCUGGGGGCUGGCGAGCGGCGGCGGCGGCGGCGGUUCCUCCCGGGACGCCUGGCUCCGGACCCCGCUGGCGCCGGGCGAGAUGAUCACUGCGCAGGGCGCGCUGCUGGAGAGGGAAGCGCAGGAGUCCAGCACCACGGACGAGGAGCUGGCAGGCCGGAGGGCGGCCAACUGGAGCAGCGAGAGGGGCGGCGCCGCCAGCACCCCAGACUACGGGGAGAAGAAGCUGCCACAGGCGCUGAUCAUCGGGGUCAAGAAAGGGGGGACCCGCGCGCUGCUGGAGGCCAUCCGCGUGCACCCGGACGUGCGGGCGGUGGGCGUAGAGCCGCACUUCUUCGACAGGAACUAUGAGAAGGGGCUGGAGUGGUACAGAAAUCUGAUGCCCAAGACUUUGGAUGGGCAGAUAACCAUGGAGAAGACGCCCAGUUACUUUGUGACGAACGAGGCCCCCAAGCGCAUCCACUCCAUGGCGAAGGACAUCAAAUUGAUUGUGGUGGUGAGAAACCCUGUGACCAGGGCUAUCUCCGACUACACCCAGACACUGUCAAAGAAACCCGAGAUCCCCACCUUUGAGGUGCUGGCCUUCAAAAACAGGACCCUGGGGCUGAUCGAUGCAUCCUGGAGUGCCAUUCGAAUAGGCAUCUAUGCCCUACACCUGGAGAACUGGCUGCAAUAUUUCCCUCUGUCUCAGAUCCUCUUUGUCAGUGGUGAGCGACUCAUAGUGGACCCUGCAGGGGAAAUGGCCAAAGUACAGGAUUUCCUAGGCCUCAAGCGCGUUGUGACUGAGAAGCAUUUCUAUUUCAACAAAACCAAGGGGUUCCCUUGCCUGCAGAAGCCAGAAGACAGCAGCGCUCCGCGGUGCUUAGGAAAGAGCAAAGGUCGGACUCAUCCUCGCAUCGACCCAGAUGUGAUCCACAGACUGCGCAAGUUCUACAAACCUUUCAACAUGAUGUUUUACCAAAUGACUGGUCAGGAUUUCCAGUGGGAACGUGAAGAGAGUGGCAAUUGA